Molecule: messenger RNA, 1291 nt
Organism: Fomitopsis serialis
Lineage: Eukaryota; Fungi; Basidiomycota; Agaricomycetes; Polyporales; Fomitopsidaceae
Exons: 3
Coding region: 193-924 (243 amino acids)
Source: RefSeq, a predicted model, not a curated record
CGACCACCAUGGCUCUCUGCACGAGUGGCCUGCAAGACGAAUCCCGGGCGGUGCGGAACUGCCGUGCGCCCGAUAACGGCCACACAGUAGCCAACUCGGAACCGGAGAUCGACACGCCUCCAAGUCUCGCUCUGCUCUGGGACGAGUCAACUCCGCCACGCGUCCUUCCUCCCACAUGCCCGUCUGUUCAGUAUGCUCGCGGGGGCAGGAGUCUUCGUUCGACGCGUCUGCGGCACCACUACACACUCCCGAGUCCAAGCUGUCACGCCUCUUCGCGCCCGACGAGCGCGGGAUGGAAGGGACAGCAAAACGAAGGAUGAGGGGUGGCAAUCGAAUGAUGACGACGAGGAGAGAGAAGACCGUGGCAAGGGUGAGCACAACAGCUCAUCACUGCCCGUGCGACAGGUUAUGUUGAUGAACAAGUCACUCUAUCGCCCCCGCUUGUCUGGUCAUACGCGGCCAAUUGACUGUCUGCUCACUCACCGGGCGUCUGCUCGCCCACUCGCUCGCUCUGCCCAUCUACCUACUCGUCUGCCCCUUCCCUCACUCGUCUGGACGCCCGCCGGCUUGCCGCAUCGUUUGCCUGCCCGUCCGCCUCUUCGUUCUCCCACCUGGCACUUAUUCGACUUCCUCUCGCAGUUCUACUUACUCGCUUGCCUCUUCAAUCUAUCAGUCCACUUACUCACUGGCUUGCCCGUCCAUUCGCAAGCCUGCUCACGCAUUCACCCAUCCGCCCGCCCACAUAUUCGCCCGCCCGCCUGCAUACUUUCCUACCCUACCCGGCCGUGUAUUGCCCUGACCACGCACGCGAAUAUCCGCUCAACCGCGCGCGCGCCUGCAUACUCAUCUGUGUGUCCCCUCUGUGUACUAACUUGGUGCCCAUUAAUCCCACUCGUGGUUUGCAUGACCCGCGCUGUUGCAUAAUCUGUACGGUUGCAGUCGCGAGCAAUGGCUUGGGUGUGAGAUGAGAUGGGGAUAAUCAGUCGUAGAAUAGCUAACACGUAGGAGUUGUCGUCAUGAUAUUGAAGAUGGCCUUGUUGACCAUUGGCUGUUGCGUUGCUUAGUGUAGCAUACAGCAUUUGUAUUCAGUCAUACCACACAGCAAUAGAAUCAUUGUUGAACUAAUUGUAACAAGCAUUGUGUGUGUUGUAUGAUGCACCACUUUAGCAACAAUUAGGGAACAACCUGGUCGCUGCAUCUAAUAGGAUCAUAAAUGCACUAAUACUGUAUCCAGUAGAUGUUAUUAUCACAGAAUUAGCUUGCAGAGUUUGGUGAGUACUCAUGAGACAUG